AUGAAGACUGUACUUAUGGUAGCAGAGAAGCCUUCCCUGGCUCAGUCAAUCGCCAAAUUUCUCUCUAAGGGACAUAUGAAGACGAGAAAGGGGCUCAAUGGAGCUUGUUCAGUACACGAGUAUGACGGACAGUUCAACAAAGAGCCGGUGAAAUUUAAAAUGACCUCUGUGUGUGGGCACGUAAUGACCUUGGAUUUCCAUCACAAGUUCAAUAACUGGGACGCUGUUAAUCCUCAGGAACUUUUCACGGCAGCAACGCUGAAGAAAGAGGCAAACGAAAAACUGCAAAUGCCUAGAUUCUUGCAGCAGGAGGGAAAAGGCGUCGAUUACAUUGUUCUGUGGUUGGAUUGCGACAAAGAAGGGGAGAACAUCUGUUUUGAGGUGCUGGAUUGCGUCAGGCCUGUUAUGAAUAAGAAAUCAGGCAACAAGAAUGUAUUCCGUGCGAAGUUUUCUGCCAUAACAGAGACUGACAUUUGCAAUGCCAUGCAUCGUUUAAGCGAGCCUAAUAGGAAUGAGGCUAGGUCAGUUGAUGCUCGGCAGGAGCUGGACCUAAGGAUUGGUUGUGCAUUUACGCGAUUUCAGACAAAGUACUUCCAGGGGAAAUAUGGUGACUUGGAUAGUGGGCUGAUUUCUUAUGGCCCCUGUCAGACACCCACUCUAGGCUUUUGUGUGGAACGUCACGACCAGAUACAGUCGUUCAAACCUGAACCUUUCUGGGUACUUAAAACCCAGGUACUCCACCCAAGUGGUCAGACCUUGCAGCUUGACUGGGACAGGGGUCGACUGUUUGAUAAAGAGGUAGCUGUCAUGUUUCAAAAAGCUGUCAAGUCAUCAAGGUCAGCAACUGUGGUUGGUGUUUCCAAAAAGGAGAAAUCCAAACAAAGGCCCAUUGCUUUAAACACUAUUGAAAUGUUACGUAUGGCUUCUUCAGGGCUUAAUAUGGGUCCCCAGCACUGCAUGCAAAUAGCAGAGAGGCUUUACACACAAGGCUACAUCAGCUACCCUCGUACAGAAACAACUCACUACCCAGAGAAUUUUGAUCUGAAGGGAACUCUCCGACAGCAGCAGACAAACUCCAGCUGGGGUUCAUCUGUACGAGAACUUCUAGAGCAGGGUAUUAACAAGCCAAGGAAGGGGCAUGAUGCUGGUGACCAUCCACCCAUAACACCAAUGAAGCCUGCGAGUGAAACUGAGCUGGGGAGUGAUGCAUGGAGAUUAUAUGAGUUGAUCACAAGAUCUUUUAUAGCCAGUGUCAGCUAUGACUGUAAAUACUUGCAAACAACAGUGAAGUUUUCAAUUGAGCAGGAGGCCUUUUCAUUCACUGGUAAAGCUGUGACCAACCCAGGCUUCACGUCUGUGAUGGACUGGCAGGCAAUUUCCAGUGAUGAACGGAUGCCUCAUUGUCAGCAGCAUGAUUCAUAUCAAAUUGCAGAAGUGAAACUUGAAGAAAGACAAACUUCACCUCCUGAUUACCUCACAGAGAGUGAGCUCAUUUCACUGAUGGAGAAGCACGGUAUUGGAACAGAUGCAAGUAUUUCUGUUCACAUUAAUAACAUCUGUGAAAGAAACUAUGUCCAGGUACUCAGUGGUCGAAAGCUUCAACCAACCCCUCUUGGAAUUGUGUUGGUACAUGGCUACCAAAAAAUUGAUCCUCAGCUUGUUCUACCCACCAUGCGAUCAGCUGUUGAGCAGCAAUUAAACCUAAUUGCUGUUGGGAAGGCAGAAUUUGAUUCUGUUUUGCAACAUGCCAUUGGAAUCUUCACAGAUAAAUUUGUUUAUUUUGUGCAAACCAUCACAAGCAUGGAUGAGCUUUUUGAAGUAUCAUUUACUCCACUCAAAGAUACUGGCAAGGCCUUGUCAAGGUGUGGCAAAUGUAACAGGUAUAUGAAGUACAUCAGUGCUAAACCAACGCGCCUGCAUUGUGCCAACUGUGAUGAGACAUAUAGUCUUCCGCAAAAUGGAAGCAUCAAACUGUACAAGGAACUGAAGUGUCCCUUGGAUGAGUUUGAGUUGGUGUUGUGGUCUACUGGAGGGAGGGGAAAGAGUACCUUAGUUUGUCCUUACUGCUACAACCAUCCGCCCUUCUCAGAAAUGCGGAAAGGUAUGGGCUGUAAUCAGUGUACACAUCCCACAUGUGCCCACUCUGAGGUGAGUCUUGGCAUAGCUGACUGCACUGAGUGUGAUAAUGGAAGCCUUGUGCUUGAUCCAACCUCAGCUCCCAAGUGGAAACUUGCUUGUAACAGAUGUAAUCUGGUGAUACAUGUAUUUGAAGAUGCAUUUCGAGUGAGUGCCACAGAUCAGGGGUGUGAAUGUGGGACAACUCUUCUGAACAUUGAUUUCAACCGCACCAAGUCACCACUGCCUGAUGAAAAGACCCAACAUGUCGGUUGUCUCUUCUGUGAUCCACUGCUUGCACCUCUGGUCAAAAUGUCCCAUGCAGCAUCAAAGCACCCCAUGUACAGAGGAGGGCGAGGCAGAGGAGGAAGGCGUGGCAGGGGUGGUAGGAGAGGAAAGGGCAGAGGUAGACCCAAGGACAAAAUGUCACAGCUUGCAUCAUACUUUCUGUGA
This is a messenger RNA of Pocillopora meandrina, 2568 nucleotides long. Lineage: Eukaryota; Metazoa; Cnidaria; Anthozoa; Scleractinia; Pocilloporidae. The record is from the annotation of a GenBank genome assembly.